UAAUAAUACAAUCGCUUUCAGAAACAUGCCCAGCUGGGCAGUAUAAAACUUGCAGCAUGAUAACAUGUGAACUGUGCCCUCCGGGAACGUUUAGAGAAGCUGAAAUGGAUUCAACCAAGUGUGUCUCUUGUACGGGAAACAUGAUUAGUCCUAUAGAGGGAGCUAUUUUCUGUAGACAAUGUGAUGAUAACAUAUUGGCAAACUCAGAUAAAACUCAAUGUGAUAUCUGUGCACCUGGGUGGUAUUCUCGCAAUGGAGGAAAAGAACCUAGCUGCCUGAGAUGUGAUCCCUCUGAAUACCAACCAUAUCCUCAACAAACCCGAUGUUUAGCCUGCGCUGGAUCUGUGAAUAGGGAAAAGACAGCUUGCUUGCCUGUAAGUGCCAAUGUCAGGUGUGGGCCUACUUCCAUCACACUACCGUGGUUGAAUAAGGGAUCACCUAUAGAAUUUGCAGAAACCUGGGCAGGAAACAGAAGCUCAGCUAACUGUCCUGGAGAUCCAUACAAGAAACUUUACAAAGAGUGCACUGUAGAAGGAUAUUGGGAUGAUCACACUGACACCGGUGAAUGUGAUUCCCCACUGUCAUCUUGCUUGCAAUCAGUACUUGAAGUUGAAAGUGACUUGAAUGCAGACAAAGUACACGAUCUCAACAAGGAACUGAACUGUGUUGCUGACGCGGGAGCAGAACUUAUACUGUCCCCCAGAGACACUCAUGAAAUUGUUGAUCUUCUUUCGAAAUUAACCAAACAUCCUACUUCUGAGGUGAAAGAGCUAAGUUUGGUCAUGAUAAGGUCAAUGGAAAAUCUGAGGAGGGGAGAAUCUGAAUUUUUGAAGGAAUCGGAGAAAUCAGAGAUAAUAAAGAUUUUGGAAACUGUGUCCAAGUCCAAUACAGAAGAUAACAUAAUAACAACGGACUCGAUUGUAUUGCAAUCAGUCACCCCGACCAUGUCUAAAGAAAAACCUGCCAUUAACCUGACAGCUCCUGAAACUGUCCCAGCAGACGAUCUUCCCAUCAUGCUAGAUUUCGGAAACCAACGAGGACUAAAAAUAAAUGUGGCAGUCAUGGAUGAAUCCUAUAAAAAAAUGCUGCCGAAACCAACAACUCCAAAUAGCACUUUGGGCUCUCCAAUAGUCUCAAUCAACUUUUUAGACAGUGAAAUAAUGGACGGCUACAACUUUUCACUGAUCUUCCAGCAAAAGAAGGAUUCGACUAUCUCUGGGAAUAACAUCAAAAGAACAUGUGUAUAUCUUGACGUAGUAACGGAUGAAUGGCUGACUGAGGGUUGCACAACUAUCCUAAAUGAAGACAAAACCUGCAUGUGCACCUGUACUCAUACAACAAGCUUUGCAGUGUUGCUAAGUCCAACAGAAGUGACAGAUCCAGCCCAGGAUAUCUUCAGCUACUUUAUGUCUGCAGUAAACCUUAUCUUCCUGUUCCUGACUCUUGGCCUGAUUCUUCCGUUCAAGAAGCUGCGACAGAAGCAGGCCACUCUGAUCCAACUUAAUCUUAUACUGGCUCUGAUAUUGGCUAACCUGUCCUUUACCUCCCUUUCUGCCUCUACCAAAAUAACUGUGGACCAAUCUGGUAACCCUCUAUUGUCAUUAAACAAAGGAUGUGUUGCAGGUGUGAUCAUUACCCAAUACUUCUUUCUGUCUGCUCUUUCUUGGAUGGUAUGCUGUGCUUGGAACUUCUUCGGAAAGAUAGUUAAUGCUAUAAAGACCUUCGGAAAUAAAGACAAGUUUUUCUUCCACAAGUGUGUAGCUGUAAGUUGGUUACUACCACUGAUAUUUCCAGUUGCAGCCUUCUUGACGUCACUUACACUGAAUAAGGAUGACUACUCUACGCCGUAUGUUGGAGCAGCAAGAAAGAAUGACACCAGCUGCUGGGUUGAAGAUCCUUGGAAGUAUGUUGGGUUCAUGGUGCCUGCGUACACUAUUAUUCUCUUCAACUGUGUCUGCUUUGGAAUGAUAGCUAGAGUAAUUAUCCGAGCAGCAAAGUCUGGAAGUGGAAUUUCUAGUUUAGAAAGAACAGCUAAAGCAUUGAUGAUGGUUGCAGUCUCAAUUGGGUGUCCUUGGAUUGUGAUCGCCCUUGCAGUUGGUCCUGGAGCUGUGUACAUGCAGUACUUUUUCAUUCUUCUAACAGGACUACAAGGACCUCUCCUUUUCACUGCUUUGGUCGUGUUCCAAGAAGAUGUCAAAGACAACACACUUGCUUUAUUGGGAAUAAAACAGUCUAAGAAAGAGGAGGGGAAACAGAAUGUCAGCAUUACUCAGGCUUCUGUUGUCAAUUCUAAUCCUUAUGCAAAUUCUUCUCAAGGAGCUGAAGCAGCUGUUGCCGAGAAAAAAGAUGGAAGAAAAGAGGAAGAUAUAAUAUAUGAAGAUGUCGAAGAAUGUGAGAUAGCAAGGAUAGAGAAAGGAUCUGACUAGAUUGAAUCGGAGGAGAAAGAAAACCAGGAUGAUGGAAAAAAUUCCCCAAAUCUAGUAUAACUAUGGACUAAGAAACCAGUAAUAACCUAAAAGGAAAUGGUUUGUUGAUAGGACAGUAAACUUCAUA
Messenger RNA from Bolinopsis microptera, 2553 nucleotides. RefSeq names its product adhesion G protein-coupled receptor E3-like. The coding region runs from base 57 to 2426 and encodes 789 amino acids. The transcript is spliced from 2 exons. Gene Ontology annotation, molecular function: G protein-coupled receptor activity. NCBI's taxonomy places the organism in Eukaryota, Metazoa, Ctenophora, Tentaculata, Lobata, Bolinopsidae. Gene Ontology annotation, biological process: adenylate cyclase-activating G protein-coupled receptor signaling pathway; cell surface receptor signaling pathway. The record is from RefSeq and is a predicted model, not a curated record. Gene Ontology annotation, cellular component: plasma membrane.